Molecule: messenger RNA, 10116 nt
Organism: Perca fluviatilis (European perch)
Lineage: Eukaryota; Metazoa; Chordata; Actinopteri; Perciformes; Percidae
Gene: pik3r2
Product: phosphoinositide-3-kinase, regulatory subunit 2 (beta)
Exons: 16
Coding region: 831-3041 (736 amino acids)
Biological process (GO): phosphatidylinositol phosphate biosynthetic process; insulin receptor signaling pathway
Cellular component (GO): phosphatidylinositol 3-kinase complex
Molecular function (GO): protein binding; 1-phosphatidylinositol-3-kinase regulator activity
Source: RefSeq, a predicted model, not a curated record
CACUCCCCUUCCCUGCGCCGUGCUGAGCUGGAAAAUGGCUGUGUAGGGGAGCAGGGAGUCAUGAACGGGAAAAGAAAGAAGGAGCGAGCGAGAGAAAGAAAGAAGGCGAAACCAUAAGUGAACAGAAGGUUUGCUAGAAAUGUAUUGCACACCAAGAAGCUAUCGUCCGCAGAUAAAGACACCACACGGGCUCUUGUCUGCUACUUUGAAGUGUUUAAAGCACAGCAGCCAAAAGUGAGAAGAGUCGAGAAAUAUCCGCGGGUCGGUCACAAUCCUUGUCCAGAACAUGUGGUAGCCUGAGAGAACCGAAGAGGAUUAAAGACCUUCCCGCUCUUCCGCCAAUCAGACAACUUCAUUUGACCGCGGAGAGUCAACGACGCAGGGCCCUCGACUGGCAAAAUCUUUUACCAGGCUGCUCCAAUAGCCACAGCCAGCAGGUUUUCGCUGCUUGAAAGAGCAUGUUGCCAACGCUCUCCCUCUGCUCCAUCAUCUGGCUCAACCGGGGUAUCAAGCUGAGGAAAGUGCACCAGUUCACCAACACCGGUCAGGUCUGAAACCGCUGCCUCUGCAGACAUAGCAGCAGCAGAACACUACCUUAUCGACUUUUGAAAAUGCUUCUAAGCUUUGGGUGACUCCCUCUCCUCCCCUCAUUCCCCCGACCCCCUAAGCCACCGUACCAACACCAACACCAGAGUUUAGUGACUCAACAGCCUUUUUGGUUUCUGAGGAGGAUUUCUGUAUAGGCGAACCUCUGUUGUUGCAGUGGGACUCGGGCUGCACCAUCUAAUCCUCUAUUCAGCGGCCAUUUUGAUUUUUGCCUCCCUAACAAAAUGGCGAUGGAAGGUUUUCAAUACCUUGCGCUCUACGCAUUUACCAAGGACCAGGAAGAGGACCUGGAUCUGCAGCCUGGGGACCUUCUGACAGUCAGCAAGGCCUCUCUGCUGUCCAUGGAGAACUACCAGGAGGGCUGCGUGGAGCAGCCUGAGCGCCUGGGCUGGCUCCUCGGGUACAACGAGCGCACCAAACAGAGAGGCGACUUCCCAGGGACGUUUGUCGAGUAUGUGGGCCCCGUGAAGAUGGCGCUCUCAUCGAGUCAACCCAGGUCCCAGCGACCCCUCCCUGCUGCUCCAAGGCCCGAGUCGUCUCAAGCUGUUUCUGUGCCGGACCUGAGCGAGCAGUUCACACCGCCAGAGACGGCUCCUCCAGCCCUUGUCAGCCUGAUCCAAGCCAUAGAGAAGAGAGGUUUGGACUGCAAGAUAUUGUACAGGCCAACUGCUUCCUCAGGUUCAGACAGCCCUGUGUACAGCCUGAGCUCUGAAAGUGAGAUGUGUCAGAGAGAUGUGGGGUACCUGUCGGAGUGUGUCCUGAACUACCUGAGAGACCUCCCGUCCCCCAUCAUCCCUGCCUGUAUCUACGCUCACCUUCAAACUGCUCUCACGCUGCAGCAGCAGGUCCUACAGCAGUCAGCAGACGGUGCAGCUGCUGGAAGCCAUGACAGAGAGGUAAGCCUGGUCCUGGAGAACUCCACCUCCGUCCCUCUCCAUCACCGUCUCACCCUGCAGUACCUCCUCACACACCUGGCCAAAGUCAACCAGGCGCAGGCCAGCCAUGGCCUGGACACACACACACUGGGAAAGAUCUUUGGACCGCUGUUGAUACGGACAGGCCCCUCCACCCCUUGGUUGUCAGUGGAUGAGGAGUUCCCUGCCCUUGUGGUGGAGAGGCUGCUGAUAGAGAGAACUACAGAGCAGGACCUCACUCCUCCAGUUCUUCCAGCAAAGCCAGUCAGGUCGAAAAUGGCACCAUCAGCCAUGACAGAUACAAGCAGCCUGCUGAAUGAUGCUGAGUGGUACUGGGGAGAAAUCUCCAGAGAGGAGGUGAAUGAGAAGCUGCGAGACACUCCAGAUGGCACCUUCCUGGUCCGAGAUGCCUCUAGUAAACUGGAGGGCGAGUACACUCUCACCCUCAGGAAAGGGGGGAACAACAAGCUUAUAAAGGUUUACCACCGAGACGGGAGGUAUGGCUUCUCUGAGCCUCUUACCUUCUUGUCUGUAGUGGAGCUCAUCAAUCACUACCGCCAUGAGUCCCUGGCCCAAUACAACGCCAAACUGGACACCAGGCUUCUGUACCCUGUCUCUAAAUACCAACAGUUAGUGAAGGAGAACAGUAUAGAGGAGGUGGGAGAGCAGCUGAAGGUCUAUCACGAGCAGUACCAGGAGAAGAGCCGCGAGUACGACUCUCUGUAUGAGGAAUACACACGCACCUCACAGGAGCUGCAGAUGAAACGCACAGCCAUUGAGGCCUUCAAUGAGACCAUCAAGAUCUUUGAGGAGCAGUGUGAGACUCAGGAGCGCUACAGCAGGGAGUCUUUGGAGCGAUUCCAACGCGAGGGCAACGAAAAAGAGAUUCAAAAGAUCCAGAGCAACUCGGAGCGUUUGAAGUCUCGUGUAAAGGAGAUCCACGACAGCAAGCGUAAGUUAGAGACGGACCUGAGACAGCAGGUCUCCGAUAACAGAGAGAUCGACAAGAAGAUGAACAGCCUCAAGCCGGAUCUCAUGCAGCUCCGCAAAAUCAGAGACCAGUACCUAAUAUGGCUGACACAGAAGGGGACAAGGCAGAAGAAGAUUAAUGAAUGGUUGGGCAUAAAGAAUGAUGCUGAUGAUUCCUACUCACUGGAGGAGGAUGAGGGUUCACCCCACCAUGACGAGUGUACCUGGUAUGUGGGUGACAUCAAACGCACCCAGGCUGAGGAAAUGCUGAGAGGCAAAUGUGACGGGACCUUCCUCAUCCGCGAGAGCCAAUCACAGAAGGGCUCCUACGCCUGUUCUGUAGUUGUGGAGGGGGACACCAAGCACUGCGUCAUCUACAAGACGGCCACAGGUUAUGGGUUCGCUGAGCCCUACAAUCUGUACUCAUCCCUCAAAGACCUGGUGCUCCACUACAAAAACGUCUCCUUGGUCCAACACAAUGACCAGCUAAAUGUAAAUCUGGCCUACCCAGUCCUAGCCCGUUCUCAGAACCAGAACCAGCACCCCAGAUGAAUUAUCCAUCAUCAGUGUACACGCCAACCAGGGUGGCGAAACUGAAUUUUCACUCAUAUGCAUUGAAAAAAAAAUUAUCCUUUGAACAAUGCUUGUUCUUGUUUAAGUGGCGAAGAGAAAUAGACUCAACAGCCAUGAUUUUAAAUUCAUACAUGUUGGUGCUAAUUUCCUGCACCAACCCCUGUCCAGCAAAGAACACUCCUUGCUUCCAGCAUGGCUUCAAAGUAAACACACUACUACCGGUACUGAAGCACUGUACAGCUAGCCUGGCUAACGCGGUGAGUUUUAACUUGAGGAGAGUGUUGCAUUAGCCAGCCCUGACUGUACAGUGUCAGUUAUGAAAGAAAAAAAACUGUGAGAAAUUCACAAGAAAAUUAAAGCACACAAAAUGUGGUUUUGAAGAUCGUGGAGAAGAGGAAAGAAACCAGAUGGAGGGAUGAUGGGAAGAUUUACAGGAGGCACUUUUGUUUUUUUUGCCUGAACACGUGAUAACUGUCCAUAGACAAAGGCCCGAUCUGUCAUCCCCAGACUGCCUGCAAACCCUCCGUAGACAAAAGCCUGAGCUGUCAUCCACUGAAAGGACUGGCUUGGCUGAACCAGGCUGCUCGCUUCACACCUAAAGGCGGCUGAAAAACCGUGGACCACAGGGUGUAGUCACUGAAGCCGCGAGGGGUGUGGGAGGGAAAGAAAUUGCUGGGGUUGAUGUUUUUAUGGUUUUUUGAAAAGAUUGAUUCAGUUUAAAGCUUGCUUAAGUGCCAUAGUAAUAGCUUUGAAUGACCACAAGCCUGUGUCACUAGAGGGGGGACGCGUCGAGGUUGAAAGAAGGAAGGAGAGAAUGAAUGGCUGUCGACAUAGACAAAGCUUUAAAAAAAAUAAUACACACAUAUAGGUAUAUUUUUUAUGAAAUGAUCUUUAUUUCCAACUGCUUUGGCUUGUUGCUUUUCUCUCUCUCUCUCUCUCUCUCUCUCUCUCUCUCUCUCUCUCUCUCAGUGGGCCUCCUUUUGAAUUGACGAGGUACAACAUACAGUAAAUACUGUACUGCAGGAUAAAAAUGCAUGGUACAUAUUUGGUAUAUUGUGAAUAUGGAAUUUUAAUCACAAUACACUAGAUGGAGAGGUACAUUGAUAAAUGCAGUUCCACGUGAUUCAGGUUUCCUUCUAAAUGGAAAUUGUGGAAAGACUCCAAGCAUCAAACGUCUCUCUUUUUCAAACAUCUUCCUUCUUUUUUUCACCCUAUUUGAUACUGUAGCAUCUGUAGCCAUUGACUUAGGGCAUAACUGUUAGUGCUCCUCUCAUGUGUCUUGUUUCUAUAUGCUAAAGACACUUGCAGAGCAUCAAUCUAUGUGAUUAUUGUGACUUUGAUACUGUAUUUGCCUUGUCUCUAGUUAGAUUAGACUGUUUUAGCGGUACAAUGUCUUUGCAGAUGUUUAUUGUUUUUUUUUUAAUGCAGAUUUACUUGCGGUACUUCCUUCCCCCUUUUCACGCUUAACUGUUCAUUUCAUCCCAAGCUUGACUCAGAGCUGUAGAACAUUUGAUGUACAAAAAAAAAGAAAGCAGUAAUAUAACUCAUGUACAGUAUAUUUCAGACACAUGCAGUCAGUGUAUGUGACUACACAGUUUCAUCACUGUGUUUCUUUAUGUUUUCAGAAUAUUUGCUAUGCUCUUAGAUUCUGUUUAAGGAAGCACAGUACCCAGCUAAUGUGAGCCAAAUGAAGGAUGUCUUUUCAUGUAGCAAGAAAGAGAGAGAGAAAAAAAAAAGAACCAGGCCGUUUGCCAUUUAGCAUGGGCUCUGUGGUCUGAGAGAUUAUCUAGUGCAGUAUGCAUGGAGUCCUUCAUUUGGAUUGUUGUUUUUCUUGUUUCACUUGGCAACAGUGGUUGAUAAUUGUACUUUUUGUACUGCAAAUACAGUAUGAUGUGUGGUAGUACUAUGCACAACAGAGUCAUAUGUGGAUAAUACGUUUUUAGAUUUACAGACCGUGUUCUGAGAUCAGUCCCCUCCCUCUGUUCUGUGCUGUGGCAGUGAAUUUCUCCCAUUUCCCUCAUGUCCAUUUGGCUUGAGGUAAAGAUUGUACCAUCGUUCUACGUCACCUUCAAAGCACAGUCUAUUUGCGUAGAGGCAGGGUUAUUCAGUAACGGUUGCGUGGUCGAUAAAAAUGAAAGGUGUCGCGCGAUGCCGCUUUUAAAUUUGAUUUACAUAGUUGAUUUCUUGAGAGAAUGAAUGAAUAUUAAAAAAAAAAUAACAAAAUUUUCUAACAUGUCUCAUGACUCAGACUGCCAAACAGAGAAAAAAAAAUAUUUUUGUAGAAAGGCAUAGAAGAGUCACACGUUGUUGGCAACAGAAAGUUUUAGAAUAAAAAGAAAAAAAAAGCACUGUUUUUAAAGGUUGCACAUUUGGCAUUUUGGAUUUGUUUUAAUUUUUGUUGGAGAGGGAUAGAAAUUAAAGUGAGAUAUUCACCUACUCUUCUGGUCACGUAAGUCAAUGAUGUACGUUUCAUCCGAAGACCUACGCUUCCAACAAACACGAUGCUUUUUCCGCAUAGUAUCAUUUCUGUUUUUGAAAUGUUGAUUCACAAUUUUCAGGUAGCGACAUUUUUCCACACGGACCAGUCGCAUUUCCAAAUGAUACCCAACUCGGCCUGAAAAGUUUGAAUCAAGACGUCAUUUUGAUUUCAGUCAGGAUGAAUCAACCGGUAACGGCGGUGCUUCUGAUUAGAGGGCUAGAAACACACGUGAGCGAGAAAGAUUAGAAGUGCCUUUAGUCGCUGUGAUGAGCUCGUAUUCUCCUCGCUGUCGUCGGAGCGUCGCUCUACAAGAUGGUGCCACCACCACCAUUUGCUGUGCCCCGUGGUUCACACAUUUGCCAUUUAUCAAAGACUAAAUGGUAUCUGGCAAGUGUGCGUGUGUGUUUGUGUGUGUGUGUGUGUGUGUGUGUGUGUGUGUGUGUGUGUGUGUGUGUGUGUGUGUGUGUGUGUUGUGUCAGCUUGAGCAAAUCUGAGCACAUUCUAGAUUUUAGUUGUGCCUCUUUGUUGUUACAUCUAUAGUUGUUGCAUAUUCCUUAUGUCUAUGGUGGGGGCUGUGCAGUAGCUUGGUGCUCUCUCUCACUGUGCACCAAAGCUAGAUUUCUUUGGUGUGUUACUGUUUUUUUUUUGUUUUUUUUUUUAUUUGUCUGGUAUAUUUUUUGAGAAAUCUCAGAUAAGAUAGAAAUGUGAACUGUACACAUCCGUGGCCCAGCCCAGUUGUCUGAAGCUCAUUUGAUAAGCUCUCAAGUUAAUGCAUGCAGCAUUUCUCAGUGUUUUAUAUUAAGAGUCAGUUCCUUUGCGAACAGGCAAUCUGGUUGAGUCAUCCGCCACUGCUGACGCAUCCAUUAUCCAGUUUGUUGGACCAACACUUUUGUGACUGCACUUUUUUUCUUUUUUUUCUCUGUUCCACACACUCGUGUGUCAACGCCCAACAACCAUAAACUCGCAGACAGUGGUGAAGCUCAGUUGUCAAUAGUGAUUUUAGUUGAUAGUUUUAGGGCUUUCCUGACAGUUUUCUUUAUGAUAUACAGUGUACAGUAUAUGCCUUUGGUAUUUUGGCGCUCAACAGCUGCUGUCAUGUACAGUAAUUCUGAUGCUUUUUGGCUGAUUGCAAUGUUUUCAUUAUAGAGCUAGUUUUACUAUAUGGACUGUAUAAACUGUAAUACUUUUCAAAUCAAUUUUAAGGAGAGCUGCUGGCUCAUUAUGCAAUUAGUGUCCACACAGGAAAAUUGUCCAACUUAACAAGACCAAUAGCAUUGUUUUUUUUCCUAAAGGGUCAGUUCACCCAAAUCCGACACUUAACUACUAGUGCUAUCUAAACAUGCAGAUUUUGAGAUAUCACUCUUUUUUAAUUUUCCUUGGAACUACUUUCUACUGAAGAAAUAGUCCCUAAGAAAACUGUUCACAGUGAAGUCUUUGGAUUAUCCAGAGUAACCAAAACAUUGUUUCUGGAAAGACAUAUUGCUGUUGAUUAUUUUUUUUAUUGAAAGUGAACUUAAACGCAUGGCUAGAUACUGCUAGGUGUACCAGGUGUCUGGGAAAACCAUGCUAAUGGGUUGCAGUUUAUCCCAAAACAGGCGAGCUUGUUUCAAAGAGGUUCAUGAACCGGCUGGUUCUUCUUCCAUGUAAGCGAUUCGAUCAAUGUAUUUGAGUUGCUUAAAGGAAAAUAGAAAUGUAGAGCUGAAUAGCUUCCGGCGUCACUUGUUAAGAUGGCCAUUUUUGCAGUGCAGGGAAAACACUUUGAUCCGCCAUAUUUGCCAUGUUAAGCACAGCUGUUCAACAGUUAGAAGCAAUGCAACUUUAGUAGCAAUGAAACCUGGUCGGGCAUUGAAACGGGCAGAAGACGACGACUUUAUUGCGCAUUGACUUGGAGUUGAGACUUUUAGCCCACUGUUGGUAGAAGUUGCUCUGAAACGCAAGGCUUUCAUCCUGCUCAUCCAGUAGAUAUGCAUUUAUGUCGGCGCUUCUUGUAGAAACACUUUUCUAUAUGACAAAUGAUCAUUCAAGGAACUCAAUAUUUUUUCAUCGGCUUUGGUACACUGUAAAUGACGCUAAUUGAAAAUGGCCUCACACACAAAGCACAUCUUUCACUGACUACAAAGAAACAUAUAUUUGGUGUCUAUUACGGUUUGAAGAACGAGAGACAUGCUAAGAGAAUAAAUAUUUUGAAAUAUAUAUACUCAGAUAUCUAUAUUUUUGAAUGAUGUCAUUCUGAUUUGGAUUGCGCUCGAAACCAAUCAGAAAGAGGCUUCGGCGUGACCGUGAUCUUUCGACUUCUGCGGCUGCUUCGUAAUGAGCGGUUAUAAAAACGCAAGCAUUUUUACUCUCAGCUGCAGUGAGCUUCAUCGUGAUCAGCAACCGACUUCACAGUUUAACGACAUCCAGUACGCGUAAUCUAUUAAGCAUGAUUAUCAGGUGGCGUCGAGAGGAAGAAGCGAGCUCACGUACACGUACAGUAGGCCUACAGUAGGCCUAUGUAGCUACAGAGCCGAGUCUGUAUGUUAAACGCAGUCUUGGCUGCUUUGCAUUUGAUUCAAUAUUUAGAGAGGAUUUUUGUUUUCUUGAACAAGAGUUAUUGUCAUUUGGAAGAUUCCGGAUUUCUUUUUUUUUUUUUUGUGAGUAGACGGGGAGUGUUAAAAGUUCCACCACAACACUUCCAGUAGGAUGCAGCCAGCCACAGAGACCCACCACAGAUCGGACCCCGAUGCUGUAACAAAUUGUGAACCAUCUUUACCACUGUACGGUCCUUUGGUAGAUCCUGUGGUCGCAUCCGUAUUAAAAGUCCAACCUGUUGACCUGACAGAGUAACAAGGUACAUGAUUGAACAGUUCGAGAUCACUCCUUUACGCAGAUCUUUAUACAUGGAAAGUGUUCUUUUAUGGUGCCUGAGUAUAUAUAUAUAUUUUUUUUGUAUUUGGCUUUAAAAAAAAAAAAGCCGAUAGAUUUGUCUGUCCAAGUGUUGUUGUUUUUUUUUUGGUUUGUUCAUAUCUGUUAAUGAUAACCUUACAGAGCCUAUAAAGAAAAAAAUAAGCUAGCUUGAAUUUUUUUUUUUUUCCUCCGUACAGAAAAAAAAAGAAAAAGAAAAUACAAAUGUUUACAAUAUGUAAUUAACCAAAUAGUAAAUAUGCGUUUGAGAAUCAAUCUGUCUGUCCCUCAAAGUGGCUGUGAUAGAUUGAUUUACAUUUCUUUAUUUCCUCUGUCGUUUUUAAACUUGAAAAUGUUAUGACCGUUUUUUGUUGUUGUUUCGGUUCGUUACUCUUUUUUUUUUUUUUCUCUGACUUAUGAGAACAGUGCUCCCUCAACUUCAGAAUAAUAACUCAACAAGAUUCGUGUUUUCAUAAUACGUAGUUCUUCAUCAGUCUUUGUCAUUCUUUUACCUGCUGACUACUUCACCUCACACUGAGCCUUGUAUAUGCAGGACUGAAUCCUAACUUGAGACGCUGUCGCCAUCUUUUGCUGUUUAUAAUGUAAUGUAAUAAUGUACGGGACGGUAGAUUUCAGCAUGGCUCUGCCGGGUGUUUCUCUGGUAAGGACUCAGUUAAAAGAAUCUAUAUGGGGUGAUAUACCCACAUGUUGUGAAUAGCAGUUAAAAAAAAAAAAAAACCGCCACUUGGUGAACUUGCUUGAGUACAGUUUUAGUACAUGAACAGAGUUGGAAAUUCAGGAAUUACUAUCAAGAGCUAUCAUGUUCUUGAUUUUGCACUACAAAACAAAUGAUACUCAAAUGAAAAAUGGUUAACUAAUUUCUAAGACCAAAAUGUACCCACUGUAGUCUCAGCUUGUGUGAUUUCCAUAUCAAAUAUGACGUUGACAGCUGCACUUUCAUUUCCCCUUUUUCUGCCUGUGUUCAGUCUUCUCACACCAUCACUGCAUCAGUUUGACCUGAAAGCGUGCCAUUCGUUGGAUUAUUCUGAUGUGAAUGUUGUAGUGCUUUUCUCUGGUGUACAGUAGUUCAUAUUCAAGACCCAACUCUGAACGUUGGAGACCAGAUUGGCAGUGAUCCACCUGGCAAUGGCCCGGGCAACAUUACAGAGCAGUCAACAAUUUCAAACAUACAUAUCCACAUUUUUUACACUCACAACAAGGCAACGUCUUGUCUGCUUUGCUUUACCGUGUUGCCCGACAAGUUGCCUAAUGCAUCACUGCCUCAGAAGCAGCAGAUACACGGUUCUCAGUGCAUGGCUAUCAACAAUUUGUUCUAUUCUUUCUUUGAAAGACAAUGAAUGGAAAUGAACGGGGCAGUCAAAUAAAGCUACUCUACACCAAAGUGCAAUUGAACUCAGAGGGAGCACUGUUGUUUCAGCCAGUAGAGGCCUAUUGGUUGACGUGUGCCCAACCCCUAUGCACGAAAUGGUUCUUCUUCUCUUCUAUUGUGUUAUCCUCCCUCUGUUGGUCUGUCUUAAUUCAGAUGCAACAUUUUCUUUCUUUCUCUCUCGUGUACAGCUUGCUUCAGAGUUGUGAUUGUCCUCAGACAGGUACUCUUUCAUCUGUACGGUUCUUUCUUUAGGCUGAUGCAAUGAUUUUAAAAGACAAUAAAAGAUAUAUAAAAUGACCUUC